Durio zibethinus is the source of this 1167-nucleotide messenger RNA. Its product is annotated as DNA-directed RNA polymerases IV and V subunit 4-like. Gene Ontology annotation, cellular component: RNA polymerase complex. Lineage: Eukaryota; Viridiplantae; Streptophyta; Magnoliopsida; Malvales; Malvaceae. The record is from RefSeq and is a predicted model, not a curated record. Gene Ontology annotation, molecular function: nucleotide binding. Gene Ontology annotation, biological process: DNA-templated transcription initiation.
GGUCUUUCAAAGGAAGAAGCCAUAUCCACUGAAGUCCAAGACACAACGGCUGUCUACAAAAUUCUCUCUCUGUUUCUGUCUCUCCGGUUUUCUUUCUGUAGGAUUUUACACAUUGGUGGUUCAAAUGUCGGAGAAGGGAGGCAAAGGGUUUUCAUUGCCCACCAAAACAGCACCCAAAUCUUCUCUCAAAUCUACCCCUGCUUCUGCUACUGCUAGACAUGGAAAAGAUGAAAAUUCAGCAAAACCAAGGAGAGGAAGGAAAGUUCAGUUUGGAACCGAAGGUUCACAUGAUCUUAAAUUUAAUUUCUCAUCACCAAAAUCCGAUGGCAAGUUUGCAACCCCUAUUGGUGACUGGGCCAAGGGAGGAAAAGGAGGCAAGGUAGCCAAUGGGGGAAAGACUCCUGUGGCAAAAGAAGCACAGUCAUUGGAGCUCAGAGUUGAACAGGAUUCAUAUCUGAAGCUUUUGCUUAGAUUGGAAAGGUCCUUGCCAUUAUUUGCAGAACUUCCAAAAAAUGUUAAGUGCCUUAUGGAUUGUGAGGCUGCAAUUAUCUUAGAAGGCAUUCAGGAACAAAUGGUUAUACUCUCUGAAGAUUCAACUAUUAAGCUCCCUGAAUCAUUUGAUUUGGGACUGCAUUAUGCCAAGACUGGUUGCUAUUAUACUAAUCCCCAGUCUGUUAGACGAGUUCUUGAGGCUCUUUCAAAAUAUGAUGUCUCUUACAGUGAGAUUUGUGUGAUUGCAAAUACUUGUCCAGAAACUGUUGAUGAAGUUUUUGCACUUGUCCAAUCCUUGGAGGCUAAGAGAAGGGGGCUCAGUGAACCACUUAAAGAUGUACUGGAUGAGCUAGCUAAACUUAAAAAAUCCACCUGAUGCCAUGCGCGGAAGCUGUGGGGAAGCCUUAUUUGAAAGGAAUUGCCUCUUCCUGUUGUUGAUGGUUGUAGCCUCCAUUUUCAUGACCAGGGAUUAGCUGGACCUCGUGCAGGAUAUUAGUGCAGGAUAUUAUAACUAUCGGUUCUUAUCAUGUGAAUUUGUGGUUGAAUAAAGAUAUUGUUAUCUGUUGCAGCAUUAUUUUAUGGUGUGUGUUCGUUGCAUGACCGGUAUGUUAAUAUUUUGAGAACUGAACCUCUCAGCAAUCCUUUGAUAUGGAAACACUAGUUGGAUGGUCUGCU